AUGUUGUCAAAAGUGACACUGGGUGUCAUCCUUUCCCUGCUCAUCCUUUUGACUGUGGGUGGUAAUGUGCUGGUGUGCCUAGCUGUCUGCGCCUCUCGACGCCUCCGCUGCCUCACUAACUGCUUCAUUGUGUCGCUGGCUGUGACAGACCUGCUGCUCGGCCUGCUGGUCCUCCCGUUCUCCGCCCUCCUCCAGCUCAAUGACGAGUGGCCGCUCGGCCCGGUCUUCUGCAACUUCUACAUCUCCAUGGAUGUUAUGUUGUGCACUGCCUCCAUCUUGACGCUGCUGGCCAUCAGUGUGGACCGCUACCUGGCAGUGACCAUGCCUCUGCGUUACGCCUCACUGGUGCUGCCGUGGAAAGUUGCUGUAGCCCUAAUGAGUGUUUGGACAGUUUCUGUGGCUGUGUCUUUCUUGCCCAUUCAAAUGGGCUGGAACACAGUUAAUGGCACGGUGCAGAACCAUGGCCCGUGGGCCUCAGAGAAGAGGUGUCGUUUUGAGCUGAACAAACCGUACGUACUCACUGAUUCCCUUCUUACUUUCUACCUGCCGCUCGGAGCCAUGUGCUGGACCUACCUUCAAAUCUUCCGCAUUGCAAGGUCUCAGGCCAAGCGUAUCAUCAGUGCUCGACCCAUUUGCAUCACCAGCUACAACAGCAAGAACAGCCCUCCUACCAGUACCACUCUGGUUUCCAGUGUUACAGCCGUGGCGCUGAGAGAGCACAAAGCCACACUGACUCUGGCAGCUGUGAUUGGCGCUUUUGUGGUGUGCUGGUUACCUUACUUCAUACUAUUUACAGUACUGGGUUUAAAGGAGCAUCCAGACCCUGGCAUAGUACCAGAAUUCCCUAUUGUGUUGUGGCUGGGCUACGCCAACUCAGCCCUCAACCCCAUCCUCUACGGAGCCCUCAACAGGGACUUCAGGUCAGCUUACAGCCACCUACUGAGAUGCCGGGUCCCCACCUACACUGGGUGGAGAAGUCGACAGCCAUCUACUGUUACAGCAGGUGAAGCAGUUUGA
Molecule: messenger RNA, 1017 nt
Organism: Nematolebias whitei (Rio pearlfish)
Lineage: Eukaryota; Metazoa; Chordata; Actinopteri; Cyprinodontiformes; Rivulidae
Gene: hrh2a
Product: histamine receptor H2a
Exons: 1
Coding region: 1-1017 (338 amino acids)
Biological process (GO): adenylate cyclase-activating adrenergic receptor signaling pathway
Cellular component (GO): membrane
Molecular function (GO): G protein-coupled receptor activity
Source: RefSeq, a predicted model, not a curated record